CUCCUCUCUUUCUCUCAGUCUGACUCGCGACUUUCGUCCGUCAUCGCAUGGGAGUUCCUCCACUAUCAGACCCGUUAACAGCAGUCGGCGUCGAGGCACCCGCUAUAACGUCUCUCACAUCCCCGGCUGCUGGUGCUCGCCGUUCCUGACCUGUCCGCCCGAUGGGCCGCACGGAAAUCAGUGUGAAACUCGAACAGCCGGAAACACGUAGUAGUUCAAACUCGCGUGAUAUCCGCGUCAACCCGAGCAGCCGUUUUCUUCGCCUUUUCUUUCACCAUUCGACUUGGACACCGAACAGAUCGAGGAGGAGAAGAGAUUCGGGCGCGCGAAUCGAAUGAAUUUUCCGAAGGGUUGGUCGUCGGAGGGUGGUUGUUGUUCGAGGCUGGCGAUGGAAGCUUGGAUGACGGUUUUCGAAGAGGAUCGGAGUUGAGGAGUCGAGGAAAAGUGGCGGUGACGGGGGAUUUAUUUGAGAGGAGAUUUAUUUGAGCGGGGUUGUUGGUUGUUGGUUCGACUUUACUUUACAUGGUAAAAAGUAAUCGGAGGGUGCACGGUUGGUUGACACCGGUGGUGGUGCAACGCGCUCCUUGAACGAGGGGCGGAUGUCGUGUACAGUGAGGGGAGGAUUGUUGUAAUAAGAAAAGGAAUAGUGAUCCAACUUUGUUCCGAGCACGAUGAUGGAAGUGCAGCAGCAACACUCCCCCGUAGGGGUGGGUCCUCUCGACUUUUCGCGCAGAGGCGUCGCGGAGGCGUCCGCUUUUCGCGUUGUCAAACAACAAUCGGCGUCGUCGUUGGUGGUGCAUCAGCAAGCGUUGUCGCCGGAAACGAACAACAACGAGAAUUCCCUUCAAGAGAAUCCGCAGAUUCCCGUGGAAACCGAAGGAGGAUGCAACGUUCGCCUGAUGUUCCCCAGACUGUGGGCACCCUUCGGAAACCCUACCGAGGUCACGAGUCUACCACCCUUGCCCAAAAGUCACUCAGGUACGUGGGUGCACGCGAGGAGAUCCCACAAUGGGAAAAGACCGUUCGCCUGCGAGCUGUGCAAUAAAACGUUCGGCCAUGAAAUUAGCCUUACGCAACACAGAGCCGUGCAUUCCGCGGAGAAGGUGUUCGAGUGCAAGCAGUGUGGCAAGGCGUUUAAACGUUCCAGCACUUUAAGCACUCAUCUUUUAAUCCACUCGGACACGAGACCGUACCCCUGUCAGUUCUGCGGGAAGAGAUUCCACCAGAAGAGCGACAUGAAGAAGCACACCUACAUACACACCGGCGAGAAACCGCACAAGUGCCAAGUAUGCGGCAAGGCGUUCUCUCAGAGCAGUAAUCUGAUCACGCAUUCGAGGAAGCACACGGGCUUCAAACCGUUCGCCUGCGAGCUUUGCGGCCGGGCAUUCCAGCGGAAGGUCGACCUGAGAAGGCAUCGGGAGACCCAGCACGCCGAUCUGAACACGUCUCAAAGGCCGUCGAUCGGCUCGAUCCCCGGUCAAAACUCUUUGCCUAACGGCAAUCCGCCGAUGAUGCAAUGAAUAAUUCUCAAACGAUAAUCGAACGGACUGUGAAACUUUUUAUCCUCUGGGAGGAAACAGGUUGAUAACAGGUUAAUCGAAUUCUUCUCCAAAUGGUGCAAUCGAGGGGAAUCUUCGACGAAACGUUUUUUUAUUUUUUUCCUUCGCCGUCGAAGUAAAAGAAAACAAAAACACUUUUUACAUUUUAAGGGAGUACGCACAUUGAACUUGUACAUUUAACCGACUAUUUAUUAUUUAAUAAUUCGAAAUGUCGUUUUUUUUUUUUUUUUUCUUUUAUUCUUCGAGUGCAAUGUGUUUCGAGGAUUUCAUCGUGGAUAUAUUAGAAUUCGUGGAAUUGGAAUUCAACCGUGCAUUCCGAUACGUUAUUCCGGGACCGUGGUUGGACACGAACGUGUGUGCAAAGUGAUAUAACGCGCAUUAUUGUUACCAAAGCUGUACAUUCCGUACCGUGGCUCGAACAAGAAAGUAUUGUUGUAAGAGACAGGAUUUUUUUUUUUUUUUCUAAACGAAAAACACGAUUACUCGAAUCGUUUUUAAACUCAGAU
Messenger RNA from Apis florea (little honeybee), 2065 nucleotides. RefSeq lists its product as uncharacterized. Gene Ontology annotation, molecular function: RNA polymerase II cis-regulatory region sequence-specific DNA binding; DNA-binding transcription factor activity, RNA polymerase II-specific. Gene Ontology annotation, biological process: regulation of transcription by RNA polymerase II. Lineage: Eukaryota; Metazoa; Arthropoda; Insecta; Hymenoptera; Apidae. The record is from RefSeq and is a predicted model, not a curated record.